UCCCGUUCCCCUCAUAUUGGACGUUCAAUUGGCUUGGUAGUUUCUCCGAGUGGUCAACUUGACUUCUAGCUUCACCUUCCAUUCCACACCCAAUAAUCCUCCCAUCUCUCCAUUCGUGCCAUCUACUUAAUUGCAGAGUUCCAGCUCUCUGUCUCUUAAGAUUCUGCUACAAAUCAUCUCUAGUCUCACUGCCAUCAUAGAUCCGGCGCUCAAUCUGGUCUUUCUCCUUUAUUUUUUGUGUAAUUGCUUUCUCUUUCACCCUCUAUCACUCUCUCAGUGCCCAAUUGAACAGCAACAAGUAGUUGCUCCCCUAAUGGAGGCUCACUCCCACAGGGACGAUCAAGCUCGGAAAGAGAACGUCUACACCUACGAAGCGCCAUGGCAGAUCUUCAGCAUGAACUGGUCCGUCCGAAAUGACAAGAAAUUCAGGCUCGCGCUCGGCAGCUUCCUAGAGGACUACGGCAACAAGGUGGAGCUCAUCGAACUCGAACCCACGUCCGGCGACUUCGUCUUCGACCCCCGCCUCGUCUUCGACCACCCUUACCCCCCCACCAAGCUCAUGUUCGUCCCCGACAAGGAUUGCCUGAAGCCCGACCUCCUCGCCACCUCCGGCGACUUCCUCCGCAUUUGGGAGAUCUUCGACGACCGGAUCGAGCUCAAAAGCCUGCUCAGCAACAGCAAACAGAGCGAUUUCGCCUCCCCAUUGACGUCCUUCGACUGGGACGACACCGAUCACCGGCGAAUCAUCACGGCCAGCAUAGACACGACGUGCACCGUUUGGGACAUAGAGACCGGACUCGUAGAUGCGCAGCUGAUAGCCCACGACAAGGAAGUGUACGAUGUCGCCUGGGGAGCGGCGGAGAUUUUUUCGUCCGUCUCGGCCGACGGAUCCGUCCGGAUCUUUGAUCUCAGAGAUAAAGACCACUCCACCAUACUGUAUGAGAACCCGAAGUCCAGUUCGCCCAUCCUCAGGCUCGCUUGGAACAAGCUGGAUUUGAAGUUCAUGGCGGCUGUUCUGAUGGACAGCAACAAGGUGGUCAUACUCGACAUCCGAUACCCCACGUAUCCCGUAUCGGAGUUGCAGAGGCACCACGCCGGCGUCAAUGGCGUCGCUUGGGCACCGCACAGCACCAGUCAUCUGUGCUCGGUAGGGGAUGAUUCGCGCGCUCUCAUAUGGGAACUGCCCUUCAUCAGCCAACCUGUUCUCGACAACGAUGACCUGAAACCCAUCCUUUAUUACAACUCGCAGUCGGAGAUCAACCAAGUGCAGUGGUCUUCAUUGCAGCCGGACUGGAUUGCUAUAGCUUUCUCCAACAAGAUGCAGCUCUUGAGAUUAUAAUCCAUCUCCUGCGAUCAUCUUCAUUAAUUUGCGUGUCGUGUUAUGAAAGAAAAUUGCUUCGUUUGACUAAUUUUCUCUUAUGAUGUAGAUUCAAGAGUAUUCCAUGUGAUUAUGAAAUAUUACCCUGAUGCCUUCUAAAGGCAACCACAAAAAAAUGUCACCAAGUUAACAAACUUUUUAUACUAUUGGCCUUACAAAAUUGUUGAGCUUUUUCAUGA
Molecule: messenger RNA, 1557 nt
Organism: Nymphaea colorata (pocket water lily)
Lineage: Eukaryota; Viridiplantae; Streptophyta; Magnoliopsida; Nymphaeales; Nymphaeaceae
Product: WD repeat-containing protein LWD2-like
Exons: 1
Coding region: 314-1339 (341 amino acids)
Cellular component (GO): nucleus
Molecular function (GO): protein binding
Source: RefSeq, a predicted model, not a curated record